GAGGCGACUGUGAGCAACUGCAGUAUGAACGCCCCUCACACGGACCGCCCGUGAAUCACUUUUUCCAUGUGCCGCGGAGCCGCCUCAGCCCGGCCUCCAGCUUUCCCUACAGAAGACCCCCUCCCUCGGCUCAGCGCGAAGCAGAGCUUCAGUGUGAGUGUUCACGUUAGGGAGUAACGGCCCGGACAGCGAUCGGCCACCUUAGACCAAAUGGAGAGCGUCUGACAUCGAGCCAGCCUUCGUGCCGUGUGCGCGGCGUUGACGUGCUCUGCCAUGGAUCUUCAGGUGGUUGUCUGGCUCUUCUACUGCCUUCUGCUGCCCUCCGGCCUCUUAACAGCUUGUCUUUUUCGCUUCAACAUCCUGUCAUUGGUUUACUUCUUGUACCUGCUGCUUUUACCAUGGUUCCUGUGUCCCAACAAACACACCAUCAAAGGUCACACAGGACGCUUUAUCAGAGCAAUAUUCUGCACCAGUCUGCUAUUUGUACUGGCUCAUAUCUGCUUCCAGACAGUACUAUACACAUAUCCUCCUCUCAACACUGCAAUAGGUGAUAACUGUUCACAAUGGAAUACCAUAACCAGACAUAUAGGACUGUCAAGGCUUCCCUUGGAAGACCCUUGGAAAGUGGCACGUCUUCUGUGCCCAGACCUUGGUGUGUGUAUAGUUGCAUUGGUAACAGUCAUCCUCUGCAGCAGAUUGGUCAGGAACAGAGAAAUGGUGGCUGCUGCCAACAUUACAUCGCUAGAACAUAAUUCAACAGACGACACAGAAGACGUUGGGGAUGAUGAUAACAGUGACUGUGAUGAUGAUAAUGAAGAAGAGGCAACAGGAGAGGAAGAUGAAGAAGAGAGGUCAUUAGCUGGUGAUGCUGAUGAGGUUUCCACAGUAACCAGAGCCAAGCAGUUGGCUGAGCAGCUGAAGGCUACAGCCCAGAAAGUUCUGCGGGACCUGGGGAGGAUCUUGGCGAUUAGCCUGCUGGGUCUGGCUGGGAUCACACUGCCAUCUGCCUUCUCAGCCAUUUACUUCCUGCUUUUCAUUGGUAUUUGCACUUGGUGGGCAUGUCAUCUUCCCAUCAGCCACCUGGGUUUCAAUGCGCUGUGUGUGAUGGUGGGCUUCUUCACUGCUGGCCAUAUGGUGUGUCUGUAUUUAUACCAGAGUCUGCUGGCCCAGGCCCUGUUCCCCCCACAAAACCUGUGGGCCAGACUCUUUGGUCUGAAGGACAUCAUCAUACCAGGAAACUGCACCCUGCCCUAUGACCUUAAUCUGAACAGCAGUCAUGACUGGCCCGUUUAUGUCAACCCAGGAAUCCUCUUUUUGCUCUAUACUACCAUAGUGACUGUUCUCAGAACAGGACGUCAUGGAGGCUCUAACGCGGAAAAGCAGCAACAGGAGAAAAGACGAGAGAGAAAAGAAGAGCUGGUGGAAUUACAGCCUUGGAAUGAACAAAAAGACGACACACAGGUCGUACUCUUGUCUGUACCAACAGAAAGCGGAGGGACUGUGACCGAAGACAGUCAGCCCUAUCUCGGUGCAGAGGCGAAUGUGGCCUGCAGUGGGAAACAGAGUGAAAGCCCAUUCUUCCUGCUGGGAAGAGUGGUCAUGCAGCAGAGUUACGUCUGUGCUCUCAUAGCAAUGAUGGUUUGGAGCAUCACAUACCACAGCUGGUUAACGUUUGUGCUGCUGCUGUGGGCGUGUCUCAUUUGGAUCCUGCGUGCGAGGCGACAUGCAGCCACAUUGUGCUCUCCAUUCAUCCUGCUCUACGGCUUGGCUCUGUGCUGUCUGCAGUACGUCUGGGCCAUGGAGCUUCAACCUGAGCUGCCCACUACAGUGGGAACCAUGAGCCUCGGACAGCUAGGACUGAAAAGAACCCAGUACCCCUGCCUGAGACUGGGAGCUAUGCUUUUAUUUACCUUAACCUUUUGGCUGUUGGUACGUCAGUCAGUGAAGGAAAACUUCAGCAGGAAAAGGAAAAUAGCCACACCACUACAGGAAGUCACUACAGGAGACGAGGAGGCUGGUAAUGAAUCUGUGCUGAAGGUUCUGGGAGGCAUGGUGAUGAGCUGCUAUGCCAAAUACUGGAUCUACGUCUGUGGAGGGAUGUUCAUCAUGGUGUCCUUUGCUGGAAAACUUGUUGCAUACAAGAUCAUCUACAUGCUGCUGUUCCUGCUCUGCAUGUGCCUUUAUCAGGUUUACUAUUCUCUGUGGAGGCGCCUGCUAAAGCUCUUCUGGUGGCUUGUUGUGGCCUACACCAUGCUUGUGCUGAUUUCCAUCUACACUUACCAGUUUGAAGACUUCCCUGGAUACUGGAGGAACUUGACUGGUUUCACAGAAGUACAGCUGGCAGCGAUCGGCCUGGAGACCUUUGCUCUGUCUGAACUCUUCACUAGUAUUCUGAUCCCCGGCUUCUUCCUGCUGGCCUGUAUCCUACAGCUGCACUACUUUCACAAGCCGUUCAUGAGAAUCACUGACCUGGAGCAGAUUACACCCAUACACAGAAAAAAGAGCAGUGACAGGGCAGACCAGACUGGCUCUGCUAAUGUGGAAAUGAACAAUGACGAGGACCUUGUUGCAAACACUGAUGAUGACUCUGAAGAUGAAGUGGAGCUGAUGCCUAGUAAAUGGGGUCUGGUGAUGGACAGGUUACUGGAUCUUUCCAGAAGAUUCUCUGACAUUCUCACCACAAUUCAAGAGUUUCUCUGGAGGCUUCUGGAGCUUCACAUCGUCAAGAUGGUGGCCUUCUUCUCUGUAUGGGUCGCCCUCGAAGAGCCGUCUGUGAUGAAUCUGGUCCUGGUUGUCCUCUGGUCUCUGGCGAUGCCUUAUGACCGUUUCAGAUCCAUGGCGUCCUGCCUGUCCACAAUUUGGGUGUGCGUCAUCAUUGUGUGCAAGAUGUUGUACCAGCUCAGUGUUGUUGACCCUGAUGACUACUCCCGUAACUGUACCAUGCCUCUUGCAAAUGAAACCAACCUGUUACCAGAGGAAAUGAAAAACUCUUCUUUGUAUAAGGAACCAGUGGAUCCCGCCAAAUGGUUUGGCAUUAGGAAAGAUGCUACAGCACUCGGAUACAGCAAGAACCAUUUAAUUGUGCUGAUGUUGUUGGUUUUUGAGGCAACAGUGUAUCGACACCAGGCUCACCAUUACCAACAACUCCAGCGUUCCCCGCCCAUCAUCCCGGCGCUCUUUCCUGGCGCCACAAGAGACACUUCAGACCAGGGCCUCAUAUCUUGCUUCAAGUAUCUGCUUAACUACACUUUCUACAAAUUUGGAUUAGAGAUUUGCUUCCUGAUGACUGUGAAUGUGAUUGGACAGAGGAUGAAUUUUUUAGUGAUAAUCCAUGGCUGUUGGUUAGUAGCAAUCUUAGUGAGGCGGAGGCGGGCAGCUAUUGCAAGGAUCUGGCCAAAAUACUGUCUCUUCCUGUCCAUCAUCAUGAUCUACCAGUAUCUGCUCUGUGUGGGCGUACCGCCAGCUCUCUGCAUAGACUACCCAUGGAGAUGGAAGAGUCCAGUGUUGAUGAACUCAGCUCUCAUUAAGUGGAUCUAUCUGCCUGAUUUUUAUACUGUUCCAAACUCCAGAAAUCUCAUAGCGGACUUUGUGCUGCUGAUGUGUGCAUCUCAGCAGUGGAAGGUGUUUGAGUGUGAGCACGUGGAGGAGUGGAUGGUUCUAGCAGGAGAGAACACAGAUGAACCGGAACCAAUGGAAGGUCGAUUGUUUAACCCUGCACCUAAUUUCAUAAAUUGCAGGAGUUACCUGGACAUGGCGAAGGUUUUGGUAUUUCGCCACUUCUUCUGGUUUGUGUUGUCAGUGGUCUUUAUCACAGGGUCGACUCGGAUAUCUGUGUUUGGACUGGGCUACCUGCUUGCUUGCUUCUUUUUUCUGUUGUUUGGAACGCAGCUAUUGGGCAAACCAUCCAGAACUCGCCUCAACCUGUGGGACUGUCUCAUCAUCUAUAAUGUGGCAGUCAUUAUAUCUAAAAAUCUCUUAUCUAUCCUGGCAUGUGUGUUUGUGUUUGAGAUGCAGAAGGGCUUCUGCUGGGUUAUCCAGCUCUUCAGCUUGGUAUGCACAGUCAAAGGAUACUAUGAUCCACAAGCAGUUAGUGACAAGACGUGCAGUCUCCCAGUAGAAGAAGCUGGGAUAAUGUGGGACAGUAUUUGCUUUCUGUGCCUGCUGCUGCAGAGAAGGAUCUUCCUCAGUUUCUACUUCCUUCAUGUGACAACUGAACUGCAGGCUUCUGCCAAACAGGCCUCGAGGGGUUUCGAGCUCUUUAGAGCCAGUAUUGUGAAGAACAUCAAGUUCCACCAACAAGCUGAGAGGAAAUCGCUGUCGCAACUCAAGAGAUCGAUGCAGAGAAUUCGAUCCAAGCAGCAGAAGUACAAAUAUGGACACAAAAUAAGUGAAACCUCCAAAGAAAGCCCGGCUGUCGAUGAUCCAGAGAUCCAGACAGGAAAAAAGAGAUCCAGGAAGAAGCUGUGGUACCAGCCAUGGUUGGACCAUGCUGCAGUGCUACACUCAGGAGACUAUUACCUGUUUGAAUCUGACAGUGAGGAUGAAGAUGAACUACAGUCUGAAGAACAGAAGCCUCAGAAACAGACUGCCUGUCAGCUGGCGUAUCAGGCAUGGGUGACUAGUGUGAAAACAGCUCUGAGAGAACGGCAGAAUCGACAGGGUCGACUGAAGAGAUCUGAGAGAGAAGAAAGAGCUGAUUCACACGAGGCGCUGUCAGUAAAAGGUUCUGGGGAUGAUGAUUACGAGGAACCCAUCGUUCAGGAUGGGGAGUCAAAGGAACAAGAGUCUGGUCGUGGUGAGACGGUGCAGAGGAUCUUGGAUAUUCUGCGUUUCUUGGGGGCGAUAGUGCUGGCGAUGGUUGACGGACUCACUCAGUGGCUUAAUUUACUGACUAAACAGUACAGAGAGAUUUCCACUGUUAUGUGCAAUGAGCGCUACUUCAUCAUCCAAAAGAUUCAGCAGCAUGGUUCAGCAGCAGACUCCAGAGAUGAUCAGGAAUCUCAGGGCAGUGAAAGCUGCACCCUGGAGACGUGUUUGGACGACACAGAUGCAGAAAAUUCUACCAGGUGCCUGGAGGAUAGCAUAAACCAGUGUACCCCCAAGCUAAGACUCAACAGCAGUGGGAAUAUCCUAACUCCAAAACCGCCAUCCAGCAGUACGGGACUGAUCCCAGACUUAUCCGACCAGCAGCAACACAGACACUCCAGAACAGCCAGUGAGCUGCUGGGAGACAGGCAGUUUUUGAUCGAGGAGUUGGAACAGAGCAGAGAGUUUUUUUCCAGCCAGAACCGUCUGCUGAAGAUGCUGUUUGCCAUGUACAAUCUGCUGUCAGCCAACUCUGAGCUGGUCUGCUAUUUCAUCAUAGUGUUAAAUAAUGUGGUCAGUGCCUCUGUCAUAUCACUGGUCCUGCCCGUACUGGUGUUCCUGUGGGCUAUGCUGUCUGUUCCAAGACCAACCAAAAAGUUUUGGAUGACUGCUAUAAUCUACACAGAGGUUAUGGUAGUGGUGAAAUACAUUUUCCAGUUUGGAUUUUUUCCUUGGAACAGUAGUUUCGAGAUGACCCUUGACAAGCCUUUCUUCCCACCUCGCAUCCUUGGCCUGGAAAAGACUGACAACUACAUCAGAUAUGAUCUUCUUCAGUUGCUGGCUCUGUUUUUCCACAGAUCCCUGCUGAUGCGGUAUGGCCUGUGGGACCGUGAAGGCCCCAUGGAGGAUCACAGCGCUUCACCAGAUGAUGUUAAUGUUGAAGUUAAAACUAGAGAAGGAGAUGAAGAUGGAAAGCAAAAGGCAAAAAGACAAAAAGAAGAGAGAGAGGAUGACAGAGUUAGUACAGCCUCCACGCUGGAAAACCUGGAAAUAACUGAAAUCAGCAAAAUUAAAAAGGAUGAUGAGAACUACGUUAAACCGAGUACCAGCUCUGACCUUUCUACCAUACAGCCCACUGAAUCAACACCCACUGGGUCGCAAGAUACACCAGGAGAAGAAAUACUGCCUUGGGUGAAGAGUAUCCAGCCAGAUAAGAGGGAAGGAGACGAUGAGGACGUAACAGAGGAAGUCCCAAAGAAAAGAAGCAGCAUCAGGUUCCGCAAGAAAAUAAAAACUCCUAAACAGCAGCACGUGGAGUCCAGUGGAGCUGAGACUGUUGACUCUAGUAAAGAAAUGAUGACGAAGAAUCAAAAAGGCAGGAAGAGAGAAGCAGCCAGUAAGAGAAUACGGGAUGUGGGACACAAGAUAAAACAUGUCUUCAUUUAUGUGAUUCAGAGUGUUUACAAGCCAGCUCAGGGUUUCUUCAGGGAUAUUCUCCACUCUGAGUACCGGGCUGCCACUGAUGUCUAUGCACUCAUGUUCCUGACCGACGUCAUUGAUUUCAUCAUCAUCGUCUUUGGCUUUUGGGCUUUUGGGAAACACAGUGCAGCAGCUGAUAUAGCGUCCACGCUGUCAGAAGACCAGGUGCCGGAAGCUUUUCUGGUGAUGCUGCUCAUCCAGUUCAGCACUAUGAUCAUUGACAGAGCUCUAUACCUGCGCAAGGCUGUCAUGGGAAAACUCAUCUUCCAGGUGAUCCUUGUUUUUGGGAUUCAUCUUUGGAUGUUCUUUAUCCUGCCCGCUGUCACUGAAAGGAUGUUCAACCAAAACUUUGUGGCACAGCUCUGGUACUUUGUCAAGUGCAUUUACUUUGGCUUAUCAGCUUAUCAGAUCCGCUGUGGGUACCCCACUCGUAUCCUUGGCAACUUCCUUACCAAGAAAUACAACCACCUCAAUCUGUUUCUCUUCCAAGGGUUUCGCCUGGUGCCGUUCUUGGUGGAACUCCGAGCAGUGAUGGAUUGGGUUUGGACCGAUACCACAUUGUCUCUGUCAAACUGGAUGUGUGUGGAGGAUAUUUAUGCCAACAUUUUCAUCAUUAAAUGCAGCCGUGAGACAGAAAAGAAAUACCCACAGCCUAAAGGGCAGAAGAAAAAGAAGAUAGUGAAAUAUGGCAUGGGUGGACUUAUUAUCUUCUUCUUGAUCUGCAUCAUCUGGUUUCCCCUUCUCUUCAUUUCAUUGGUCCGAUCUGUCGUGGGUGUGGUCAACCACCCCAUUGACGUCACAGUAACUGUCAAGCUGGGUGGAUAUGAGCCCCUGUUUACCAUGAGUGUGCAGCAGCAGUACAUCAAGCCCUUUUCAGAGGAUGAAUAUAACCAACUCACCAAAGAGUUUGAAGACAAUGCUGUCGCCAUGCAGUUCAUCAUUCUCUACAGUUAUGAGGACAUUGUGACAGCCAUGAUUGAGGGUAGUUCUGGAUCUGUUUGGAGGAUCAGUCCCCCGAGCAGACAGGAAGUCAUUAAAGAGUUACUCGGUCCUGUUGACCUAACACUUCGUCUGUCCUGGAAUUUUCAGAGGGACCUGGGUAAGGGUGGAACAGUGGAACAUGCCUUUGAGAAGCAUUCUAUCGACCUGGAACCUGGGAACCCAGUCAGAGCAGACUUGGCUUCAUUACUGGUUGGCAACCGCACUGAGCCAGUGCUUGUUCCCAGUAUGUUUCCUAAGUACAUCCGUGCCCCCAAUGGAGCUGAGGCCAAGCCAGUCGGUCAGCUGCAUGAAGGUAAUGAAGCUGGAUACAUGGAUAUAACCCUGUCACUAAAUAGCAGUGGGAACCAGGAGUGGUGGGACAUUGCUAUUGCGAACUGUGGCUCCUCACAGUGUGGUGUACUACCCAUGGUCAUAUUCAGUGACAAAGUCAGUCCUCCCAGCCUGGGCUUUCUGGCAGGAUACGGUAUCAUGGGGCUGUAUGUGUCUGUUGUCUUAGUCAUUGGGAAGUUUGUCCGUGGCUUCUUCAGUGAGAUCUCCCACUCCAUCAUGUUUGAGGAGCUGCCCUGUGUGGACCGCAUUCUUAAGCUCUGCACUGAUAUCUUCUUGGUGCGUGAGACAGGGGAACUGGAGUUGGAAGAGGAACUUUACUCCAAACUGAUCUUUCUCUAUCGAUCUCCUGAGACUAUGAUCAAAUGGACUCGGGACAUUAUCAGUCAACACCGAGACAGGCAAUGAUUGACUGCCUGAGAAAUCUUGUUUCCUUGAGAUAAACUACAGUAAAGCACAAAUGCAAAGAUGUCCAGGAGACAAUGCACGGAAGGGGAUUGUUGAGAACACUCCACACUUGCCAAGUGGACACCAGCAGACACACAGACCCUAACCCUCCUCUGUGGGACACAUGCUGUGGCAUAUUUGCAGCUCUCUGACAACUUCAGUCAAACCAAGCAUACUCAGUACAGAGUGGACAGGAAUGAGAGUGGAACUGCAGUUAAUGGGAUUCAUGACAUAUCUGUUGUGCAAAGUUGGACGACAUUUCCCUGGAAGGCAAAAUCUGUCAUAUCAUGUUGUGUGCAUAUGUGUGUGCACGAUACACUGUAGGUGGAGUCAUUUUGCAGACAAAAGCUAAUGAUAAGAAGAAGCAGCUGAAGUCUCUGCAUCUCCAUGCUACAUGAAAAUAUGCAAACUAUAAAUUAUAAGUAUACCAAAAUACAUAUAAUGUGUCAGCUGGUCACUAUUUUAAGUUAACUAGCUCUUUUUCAUUAAAUUACCAUCAUUUACAAAAAUGCAAACAGCUUAAAAGGGUUGGAACAAAUACACUAAAAGACUACAAAUCCUGAACGAUUCAUUCGAUGAACUGACUGAUAAGUUGGACUCAUCAGGCCACACCCCCCUGUCCUCGUCACUCUGGCUGAAUUUAUUUUGAUUUAUAAGCCCUGGGAUUCUGUAACUCUGAUGUUUUUAUGUGUAUGACCAUGCUGUGCAUGACGCUGACAAACUGUCUGCCAAAUAUGAAGUCAGUUCAUGUGAACUCGAUCGCCCUGGAAUUAACUUGGUGCCAGAAUGUCUGUGCAACUAAGCAAUAGUGUUUAUACAUUAUGGUAAAAUAUACAUCAUAAAACACUAAAUUUCCAGGUUAAAAAACUGUCACUAUUUAUUCUGUUCAUGCAAACAUUGUUGCCAUAGAUAUCAAACCCACUGUGACAGCUUUUUGCUGUUCCACACUGUCUUUACAAAACAAUCAUUUCUUUACUUUCAGGUGGAGAGUGCACAUGUUUUCUUUUUGUUUUUAGAUAUUAAAAGUACCUGU
Molecule: messenger RNA, 9094 nt
Organism: Pelmatolapia mariae (spotted tilapia)
Lineage: Eukaryota; Metazoa; Chordata; Actinopteri; Cichliformes; Cichlidae
Gene: piezo1
Product: piezo type mechanosensitive ion channel component 1 (Er blood group)
Exons: 54
Coding region: 274-8022 (2582 amino acids)
Cellular component (GO): membrane
Molecular function (GO): mechanosensitive monoatomic ion channel activity
Source: RefSeq, a predicted model, not a curated record